AUGCGCGCCAAGGAGCUGCUGGUGCUUCUCAAGGAGAGAGGAGUUGACUGCAAGGAGUGCAGGGGCGCAGAGAAAAGUUUUCUCAUCCAGAAGGUGCGAGAGAAUCUUCACCUUCCGGUCAAGAACAAGAUCAACCAGGAGAACGCAAAGGGCAAAGACGAAUCUGUUGACGAUAUCAUGGCGAAGCUCAAGGGCAUGCCGGGGAUGGAGAACAUCAAAGUCUAUGGCAGAGAUGAUAUCGAGAAGAUGGCCAAACAGUUUGGGAACAAGGGUGAUCUUUAA
Molecule: messenger RNA, 282 nt
Organism: Guillardia theta CCMP2712
Lineage: Eukaryota; Cryptophyceae; Pyrenomonadales; Geminigeraceae
Exons: 3
Coding region: 1-282 (93 amino acids)
Source: RefSeq, a predicted model, not a curated record